Molecule: messenger RNA, 1510 nt
Organism: Sardina pilchardus (European sardine)
Lineage: Eukaryota; Metazoa; Chordata; Actinopteri; Clupeiformes; Clupeidae
Gene: vta1
Product: vesicle (multivesicular body) trafficking 1
Exons: 8
Coding region: 126-1040 (304 amino acids)
Biological process (GO): late endosome to vacuole transport via multivesicular body sorting pathway
Cellular component (GO): multivesicular body
Source: RefSeq, a predicted model, not a curated record
AGCCGAAUGCGGAAGCAUAGUUUACCCAACUGUUUUGCUGUAACGUUAAUGUUUUAUGCGGUCGUUUUACCCGAAUAUUCUGAGGCUUUCUGAACAUCCCGGGUAUAAUCACUUCGGCGAAGAAGAUGGCUCUGCCACAACAAUUAAAAGCAAUCCAACACCAUUUAAGAACAGGACAGGAACACGAGCAAAGGGAUCCUGUUGUGGCGUACUACUGCCGUCUCUAUUCCAUGCAGACAGGCAUGAAACUGGACAGUAAGAGCCCAGAAUGCAGGAAGUUUCUUGUUAAACUAAUGGAUCAGUUGGAAACGAUGAAGAAAGAAUUGGGUGAUAAUGAAUCCAUCACUCAGGAGAUUGUUGGCCAUGCUCACAUUGAAAAUUAUGCCUUAAAAAUGUUCCUCUAUGCUGAUAAUGAAGAUCGAUCAGGGCGCUUUAACAAAAAUAUGAUAAAAUCAUUCUACACAGCUAGCCUCCUGAUCGAUGUUCUCUCAGUAUUUGGUGAAUUAUCAGAGGAGAACAUUCAGCACAGGAAAUAUGCAAGGUGGAAGGCAACUCACAUUCACAACUGUCUCAAGAAUGGCGAGACCCCUCAACCUGGCCCAAUCGGAAUGGAUGGAGAAGCAUAUGAUGACAUGAUUGGCACAGAUGAUGGGUCAUCUGCUCAGGCCCCGUCAUCUCCUUUUCAGCCCAGGUCAUCCUUUCACACACCUGACCAAGGACCCGGCAAUACUGCUGCUCCUAACUCCAACAACAUUCAGAUAUCCCCAGGUGCACAUGCUCCAGCCAACACACCUGCUGAGAUUCCUUUUUCAACAGCAGGACCUGAGAAGCCAGUGCCAGUCCCCAGGAGCAUGCCAGUUGUUGACCCGUCUUUACUCAACACAAACCAAGAAGGUGAUGUGCGGCUUACUCCAGAGGACUUUACCCGGGCUCAAAAGUACUGCAAGUAUGCUGGCAGUGCUCUGCAAUAUGAGGAUGUGACCACUGCCAUUCAAAACUUGCAGAAGGCCCUAAAGUUGCUCUCCACCGGCAAAGAAUGAAGGCAUUGUUCAGAGUUAUCACUCAUCUAGCUGAAAAGAGCCCCACUACAGAGCCGUGAGCCAGGCCACAGCUGUUUCAGGAAAGAGUGAUUCUCAGAGCACAGAAAAUUACUACAAAUACAAUGGCCACUGUGUCUCUACAUUUAACCUAUUUUAAUGUCUUUCAUAGUCGUCUUUUGCUACUGUAUAGUAUGAAAUGGAGAUUCGGAUAUAUUGCACGUCGUCUGAGUGAAGGUAUAAGGUAUAAGGUAUGAUCUGUAAGGCUAGAUACGGAUACUUUCAUAUACAAACUUGAAAGUCUCUGCUGGUAAUCUAAAAUAUGUUUCUCUUCUUCUCCGUUGAUAUUUAAGCAGUGUGGGUUAUGCUGAAUUAAACAUAACAAAAUGAGCUGAAAUCCUGUAAAACAUUGCAUUGUGCCUCUUAUUUGGCUUUGCAAUUCCAUUCUGAUUCAAAUAAAAACCUGAAACUAA